This is a messenger RNA of Aspergillus homomorphus CBS 101889, 1557 nucleotides long. Its product is annotated as MFS general substrate transporter. Bases 1 to 1557 code for a protein of 518 amino acids. Gene Ontology annotation, molecular function: transmembrane transporter activity. The record is from RefSeq and is a predicted model, not a curated record. The transcript is spliced from 2 exons. Lineage: Eukaryota; Fungi; Ascomycota; Eurotiomycetes; Eurotiales; Aspergillaceae. Gene Ontology annotation, biological process: transmembrane transport.
AUGUUGCAACGCUGGAUUCUUAUGCUCACACAGCCGGGUCCUGUCGAGCCCGAGAUGCUCGCACACCACUACCCCGGCGCCGGAACGGCCGACGAGCCGUAUCGCAUCGACUUCCUGAAGCACGACCCCCACGAUCCGAUGCAGUUCCCUCCGUGGCUGCGAUGGAUGCUAUGCUGCAUUUGUGGGGGCGCCACCUUCUCUGUGGCGUUCAUUUCCAGUUCAUACGCCAGCGGAGUAACGCAAAUAGCCAAAGAUCUAGGAAGUAGUGAAGGGAUUGCAACGUUAGGGCUGAGCCUCUUCCUCGUCGGCUUUAUCGUUGGACCCUUAUUUUGGGCCCCUGCUUCUGAAUGGCUUGGGCGUCGGCCAAUCUUUGUCCUCUCGCUCGGAGGCCAUGUCGCCCUGAACGUGUGUCUCUGCUUCUGCCCAAACCUGGCCGCUGUACUCCCCCUGCGCCUUCUCUCCGGUGCCUUCGGUGCCUCCUCGUUGACGAAUGCAGGGGCGGUCAUAGCAGACACCUUCCCUCCUCAGGUACGGGGUCUGGCCAUCACCGUCUAUGCGCUAGUGCCUCUCUUCGCCCCGAUCCUGGGUCCAUUAGUUGGUAGCUUUGUAGCCGAAGCAUGGGGUUGGCGGGCAUUGAUGGAACUGAAUGCGCUUCUCUCUGCAAGUGCCUGGAUUGCCCUGCUCAUCGCGCUGCCAGAGACAUACGCGCCUGUCUUGCUACGGCUGCGGGCUCAGCACAUUGGUGAGCUAACGGGCAAAGUGUGCGUCUCAUCCAUGGCAGUCCAACCCAGCGACGAGCCUGGGGUCCGGUUGCGAGAUGUCUUGUCGCGACCAAUUCGGCUCGCCGUCCACCAGCCGAUCCUCCUCCUCCUGGCCGGAUACCAAGCAAUCGUCUUCGGGACCCUCUAUAUGGCCUUUGCCGCCUUUCCGAUUGUACACAGCGCGGGCCGGGGCUGGUCUCCCGGGAUGAGCGGACUGUCAAUUCUAGGUUUGGUCGGGUCCCGGUGCUCCGUACUCUUCCAGCUCUGGGAUCACCAUCGAUAUGCGCGGCUGAUAGAGCGCUUGGCCCCCCAACACCCCUCGCCCGAGGCUCGACUGCCCGGAUGCUGCCUGGGCAGCGUUUCUCUCACCAUUGGGCUCUUCUGGUUGGCGGGGACGAGCAGCCCCCAUUUCCAUUGGCUGUGGAGCAUCACUGCAGGCAUCCCCUUUGGGUUCGGGGUGGUUUUGAUCACCAUCGGGUCGACCAGUUAUCUGGUUGACGCCUACACGGUUUUCGCAGCUUCUGCGCUGACGGUCUGUAUCUGUGCACGCGCAGCAUGCGGCGCGUUCUCUCCUCUCUUGAUUCGCCAAGCCUUUUCAAUCUUGAGCGUCCGGUGGGCCCUCUCGAUCCCGGCCACUCUGGCCCUGGUGUGCGCGCCGUUUCCCUUUGUGCUCUAUCACUGCGGGCCACAGAUGCGAUCACAGUCCGGAUUGGCACGUCCACUCAAGUCUAUAUCAUUUCAAGAUCGGGAUCAGAACUCUUGGCCGGACUGGACUCCUUUGCUUCCGCAGGUAUAG